AUGAAUUAUUCAAAACACUUCCAAGUGAUUGAUCUUAAAAUCUCAUACGAAUUAAAGAGCCAAACGGAACCGAUGACAGCGUUCAGUUUGGCGGUGGUUUACUUGAGUUACGCCCUGUUGGUCACUCUACUAUUGCUGUUGAUGUACCUCAUCGGGCGUGAUAUGUGCGGCCCAACCAAUGUCUACAAACCUGUGCGGGAGGACAGGGCGGCCGAACCCGGACCGGGCCUCCGGGGCAUAAGCGUCAUACUGCCUGACAUUGUAUGA
Messenger RNA from Medioppia subpectinata, 267 nucleotides. NCBI's taxonomy places the organism in Eukaryota, Metazoa, Arthropoda, Arachnida, Sarcoptiformes, Oppiidae. The record is from the annotation of a GenBank genome assembly.